ACUUUAGGCGGUGGCGCUUCGACACGCUGUUCUCAACAUCUCCAAAACUAAGAGGUGUGAGAAACUAACCUGCUGAAAUAGCCGAUGCCUAAACAAGAAAACCGUUGAAUUUACGUUUUUUAUUCACCGAUGGCUUGCUAGUAUUUAUGCGUUAUUAAUAACUAAUAGUAAAGCGCCAUAACGUUUAAUAUAUUACCUGCUAGCUAGCGUGAAGUUAACCUAGCAGAAAGUUGUUUGUAGCUUGUUACCUUGUCGUUACCUGUCAGGAUGAAUUUAUACCAUGUUUUGGAGCUUGCCGGAGAGGGUUCAUUUGGUCGUGUUUACAAAGGAAGAAAGAAAUACAGCGGACAGGUUGUGGCCCUAAAGUUCAUCCCAAAAGUGAGUCGUUCUGAAAAGGAGCUUCGGAAUCUCAAAAGAGAGAUUGAGAUUAUGCGGGAUCUUCAACAUCCAAAUAUUGUUCAACUUUUUGACAGCUUUGAGACAGACACAGAGGUAGUAGUUGUGACUGAAUAUGCUGAGGGACAACUGUUUCAGAUUCUUGAAGAUGAUGGCAGUUUACCAGAAUGUCAGGUUAGGUCAGAGAUAGCCUGCCAGUUGGUUUCAGCUCUUUAUUAUUUACACUCUCAUCGCAUUCUUCAUCGUGACAUGAAACCUCAAAACAUUCUUCUUGGGAAAAGUGGAGGGGUGAAGCUCUGUGACUUUGGGUUUGCCAGGGCCAUGAGUGUGUCUACUUUGGUGCUGACUUCAAUCAAAGGCACACCACUGUACAUGUCUCCAGAGCUUGUGGAGGAGAAGCCCUAUGACCACACUGCUGAUCUUUGGUCACUAGGCUGCAUUCUUUAUGAGCUCCACACGGGGGCGCCCCCAUUCUACACUAACUCCAUCUUUCAUCUGGUGCAAAUGAUAGUGAGAGACCCAGUCAAAUGGCCACCAACAAUGAGCGACAACUGCACGAGUUUCCUAAAAGGAUUGCUGACAAAAGACCCCCAGAUACGACUUACAUGGCCUGAUCUUUUGCAUCACCCAUUUGUAGAAGAUGGUGUUCAGGUUUUUUCAGACUCAACAGUGUUCAACCCCCUCACAGAAAUGCCUAGUCCUGAUAUGGUGGCACUGAAGCUUCAUCAAGUUGCAUCAAAGACAACGCGGGCUAGAGGGGAGAGUAGGUUGUUACAAAAAGCCUGUGAAAAAGGAAAGGAGAAAUCUAAAAAAGAAAUAAAAAAUGAUUGUGGUUACUCCAAGGCAGCAGCCACUCAGCCUGCUUCUAGACAGACAAAACUACCACCCCUAGAAGAAGUUUUAAAAACAUCCAGUGCUAAUUCAAAAGUUGGUGAGCACCAGAAAUCUAAACACAGGGGUCAAAUCAGCAGAGACUAUGCACAAGAGUUCUCCUCUGUAGAAGUUGGUCCGCAGUUAGUUCGGAGGUGCUUUGAAGAACGAAGACCCACUUUGCAUGCACAGUUUAGGAAAAUGGAUGCUGAAGACCUUUGGGAAAAACUGCUCCAAGAAGUUAGCAGAUGCAGAUUUAAAGUGCUUAGGAAUAAUGACCUUAUCCCAAGGCUGAAAUCAACAUUUCUUGCAUUUAAAACUCAGCUCAAAAGUGGAAAUGUGAAGGAACCAUUGGAGAUCUAUCAGCCACUGAAGCUAUUAAGCAGUCUGAUCGAGUCUGACCAGGAAGACACCUAUGACCUCUGUCUACAAAUUGGCCUGCCCUAUUCGCUCUUUGACUUAAUCUAUACCAUAGUUGAAAACCUGACCAUCACUAAGCUUCCAUGGUGUGUUCCAACACUUGGUGAAAUGUUUGAGUUGCUUCUAAUCUUUUGGGACAGGCACAGUGAUUGGGCAGAAGAAGGCUACAGUCAAUUAGAAGAACACUCAAAGAUGUUUGUCACAGUUCUUAAUCAACCAAUGUUUAGGACAUUGGCACCUCUUGCAGCUGCUGUCUUAUCUAACUUUAUACAACAUGAUGUAUCUGUGGAUUCUGAUGUGGAUACUCUGAAUACAUUAUUGCGGGACCUUUGGGAAAUUAAUGAGGACUGCAUUCCCUUACCGGCAGGAUGGGGAAUGUUCGAUGGAAUCCUGGCUUUAUUCCUUCACACACUCUCAGAGCAUGAUGGUGGACUGGGCUCUUCAUGUUUAGACCCUGGUUUGUUUCUGAGUUUAUGGAAAAGAGUUGGUGACUCACUUGGAAGAACCCCAUCAUCCACAGAUCACUAUUCUGCCAAUGGCAUAUACUCCUUUUUGUCUUUGGCACUUUUGGUCUUCACCCAAGAUCCACACUUAUGCAUUCCUCUGUUCAGCGACACCUCAUCUAAAUGCGUGUACACACUGGGUCUGCUGCUUAAGCCUGAUUGUCUGGGCUUUUUUGUGGAGGACUGCCCGCGCAGACUGGAGACUGAUUGGAGUCUUGACAGCUUGUCUGUGUUGAGCUGCCACUUGUUGUGCUUCCCAUUUGCUCUGGAUGUCCCUGCUCUCACCAUGUCCAGGAUUCUUGACUUGUAUGUCAGCAGUAGUGUUAUUGCAGGCCUUUUACAGGUGAUUCAAACACUUACCCCUUCAUUAUUAGAGCUGCCUCUCUCGCUGCUGAGCCGUCUGCUGCUGUGUGACCCUGAGCGCUCACUCUCUUGCCUCAGAGACAACGCUGGUGCUUUCUUGAUGCCGAGCGGGAACAACUGCUUAUCUGUCUCUACAGAUACUAGAGACAGAACCGCCAUGUCCCUGCUCUCAGAUCUGAUGCAGUCGGACGUCCUGUGGGAGGCUGCUGUGGAGCUGCUCACGGUUUUGUCCCAAGUCAGCCCAUGUUCCCCACAGCUUCACCUGGAAGUUUCAGUCCUAUGCCGAGCACUGACACACACUCAUGAACAGAUCAGGACAGCCACAUGCAGACUUUUGGCAAAUAUACAAACAUCCAACACCAAUGCUGUUAUUAAAUCUGUCAUUUUUCAACAUCUUAUACAAUGCCUUCAUGAUUCCAGCAUGUCUGUUCGCCGUAUGGCCUGCAGGGCAGUUGGGAGCUGGUUGGGAGGUCUGGCCGAGGCAGGUUAUAAAAGCAGUGAGCCCAGCACUAAAAAGGGGUUUGGCCUUAAAGUCUGGACCAAAGAAAAUAGCAAAACCAAAUCAAACCCACAAUCAGACUGUGUUACACUGGCAGAACUAGAAGAUUUAGAAAAGUGGACUGAGGCCAUGAGAAGCUGCACUGCUCUACUAGGGUCCACUCUAUCUGACCCGGACACUGUGAUCCGCCGUCACUGUUGUGCAGCACUGGGGAACCUGGUGAAGCUGGAGGGGGCUGUGCAGUGGCUACUGGAAGAGGAUGUGUCCAGUGCACUGCUCAGAGCUGCAUGCAUGGAUCCUCAUCACACAGUGAGACAAGCUGCCAUAUCCUCCCUCUGUAUGUUCAGCCUGCACGAACCAAUACGUCAGGUGCUUAUGUCCCUUGAGGCCAAAAGAAAACUUUUGCAGGCUUCACGUGCGUUUCUACAAAGCGACUAUGAACAGCUCAUUGGAAACUUGUGAAGAGUCAUAUAGGUCUUUCCUUAACAGGAUCCGAACAUUUAGUCGCAGCUUCGAGAAGAAAGAUGCAACGCAGCUCAUGUUAGAUUCAAAUAUCAAUGCGUGCUUUUGAAAAUUUACGAUUUCAUUUUAACAAGAUUGAGCGCGUCAUGGGUUAGCUUUUAUUUUUACACAAUUGUUAUUAAAAAAACCUUCUAUUUUCGGUUUGUUUCCAGGGCGGGCCGCGCGGGCCGCAUGUCGCGGCAAAGUUGAGCGCAUCCGGCCCAGUGUUCGUUUAAUUUGACAAAUGGACAUUUUACCUCCUGAAAACUGGAACACAGAGUUUUGUUUUUUUUUUUCUUCACAACAACUGCUGUAACACAAUUUAAGUUAGGCAGAGGACACUUUAUUUUGAAAC
Messenger RNA from Boleophthalmus pectinirostris (great blue-spotted mudskipper), 3907 nucleotides. It is a transcript of the gene stk36, whose product is annotated as serine/threonine kinase 36 (fused homolog, Drosophila). The record is from RefSeq and is a predicted model, not a curated record. Bases 268 to 3513 code for a protein of 1081 amino acids. Gene Ontology annotation, molecular function: ATP binding; protein kinase activity; protein binding. Gene Ontology annotation, cellular component: cytoplasm. The transcript has 20 exons. Gene Ontology annotation, biological process: protein phosphorylation. NCBI's taxonomy places the organism in Eukaryota, Metazoa, Chordata, Actinopteri, Gobiiformes, Gobiidae.